This is a messenger RNA of Gekko japonicus, 1556 nucleotides long. RefSeq names its product chromosome unknown open reading frame, human C15orf57 (gene CCDC32). The transcript is spliced from 4 exons. Gene Ontology annotation, biological process: cilium organization. The record is from RefSeq and is a predicted model, not a curated record. Lineage: Eukaryota; Metazoa; Chordata; Lepidosauria; Squamata; Gekkonidae. The coding region runs from base 4 to 639 and encodes 211 amino acids.
UUAAUGCGUGGAGAGACCCGAAGGAAGAGGAGCCUCUCGGUCCAGUGGAAUUCCCGCAGGCAGGUGGUCAGUCCUCCAGGCCGCCCGGGUUUCUCCAUCAUGAUCAUGAUUGAAAGUGUUGACUCAGUUGUCAGUAUUUCCAGCCAGGACCUUUGGGCUGAAAUCUGUUCAUCUCUUCCACAUCCAGACCAAAAUGAAGACUCAUGCAAUGCAUUUGCAGAUUCUUUUACGGAUUCUUUCUUUCACAUAGAAAGCCAGAAUGAAGUAAUGGAUACCUCUUUCCAAACAAACUUGAAGCCCUGGGCUCCUCUAAAAGAUUCAGAGGUCUACUUGGCAUCUUUAGAGAGAAGAUUGAUGAGAAUAAAGGGUUUGUCUCAAGAAGUGACUUCCAAGGACAUGCUGCAUACCCUUGCUCAAGCCAAGAAGGAAUGCUGGGAUAGGUUUCUGCAGGAGAAGUCCAACUCUGACUUUUAUAUGGAGGGAACAGAACCUGAUGAGAGCACUUUGGAACACUUGAAGCGCUGGCUACAGCCUGAUAAAGUGGCAGUCAGCACUGAGGAAGUACAAUAUCUGAUUCCCCUGGAAGCCCCUAUCGAGAAGCAGGAGGCUGAAGAAGAGUCUAUGGCCGCAGAACAGUAAAAGGCACUCUGAUCUUGCCUCAUUUCAGGGGCUGGUAGGAUUUGCAUUUAAAAGAGCAUGAGGGGGGGAAGUGCCAAAGCUAUGUAGAAGUAGGCCUCUGUUUUUUCCCUUCCACAGUUCUUCCUUUUUUACAGCAGAUCUUCCAGAGUGACGUGUCCCAGAAUUAUAGUCUUAUGUAACUUAACUGAGGUCCCACUGAAGCAGAAAGGCAUUGGAGUGGCUUUGGCUUUGGCUAAUAUGAUGAACCAGAGUUAAGAGAUCAUUAGCUUGGAUUAUUCCCACCCACCCCCAGCUUUCCUGGGUCUUCCUUUGUGUCUGCAUUGUUCUCGGAACAUCUUACUGUAUUAUUUUUGAAGGACUGACAUUUACACAGAUUCCUUGUAUAAUUUCUCUAUAAAUGUAAUGUGUUCUGUGUCAGCAGUCCCUAAUCCUGCCUUGAAAUGUGUAGAAGACUGUAUUUUGAAAUUCCUGCGUAUGCUGUGCAAUCCAAAACAGAGUUAUACCUUUCUAAGCACAUUCACUUCAAUGGACUUAGAAGUGUGUCACUCAUCUUAGGACUAUACUGCUAAAAACACACUUGACAUUCCUUUCAUUACAACAUGCCAUUCCCUAAUCAUAAUUCGUAAGACUGAUAUUUCUCAGGAUUUGCAGUCAUGUGUGUCUUUCUCCAAUUGCUGUUCAUUUUCUUCCUCUUUUUUAAAAACCAAAAUGGUGCCUGAAUCUUUUCUUGUGAUGGGUGAAAAACAGCUGGGGGGAGAUCAGUGUUGAGUAGCCCUCACUACUGUUAUUUUGUUUUUUAAAAAUUGAGAGAAAGAUACAUAUUGCUUUCUGUUGUGUAGUUUCAGCCUUAGAUAUAUGAGAAGCAUUUUCCAGGAAAAGUCCUUUCCAUCGAAAUUGUUUUUGUCUGCACUAAGGUU